This is a messenger RNA of Anopheles merus, 1144 nucleotides long. RefSeq lists its product as uncharacterized. Gene Ontology annotation, biological process: sensory perception of smell. Gene Ontology annotation, molecular function: odorant binding. The coding region runs from base 87 to 971 and encodes 294 amino acids. NCBI's taxonomy places the organism in Eukaryota, Metazoa, Arthropoda, Insecta, Diptera, Culicidae. The record is from RefSeq and is a predicted model, not a curated record. The transcript has 6 exons.
CAUCAGUCAUCUACCAGCAAUCGUCUGAUAAGCUCCGCCUCGAGUUGCCUCUGGAAUUGCAACUUCCAAACGCCUCCACCGCCACCAUGAAGACCUUCGUCGCCAUUGCCGUUGUUGCCCUGAUCGCUGGCACUUUCGCCCUCACGAUUGACCAGAAAAAGAAGGCCGAAGGAUACGCGGCCGAGUGCGUCAAGACGACCGGUGUCCCGCCGGAGACGGCGGCCAAGCUGAAGGGGGGCGAUUUCGCCGGCGCUGACGACAAGACCAAGUGCUUCGCCAAGUGCUUCCUCGAGAAGGCCGGCUUCAUGACGGACAAGGGCGAAAUUGAUGAGAAGACCGUCAUUGAGAAGCUGUCGGUUGACCACGACCGGGCAAAGGUGGAGGGACUGGUGAAGAAGUGCAACCACAAGGAGGCCAACCCGUGCGAGACGGCCUUCAAGGCGUACCAGUGCAUCUACGCCGCUAAGGGUGCUGUCGUCUAUAACAUCCAACAUCCAUCUCAACCACAAAGUAAACUUUUUCCCACCACUUCAACCCCUAGAAUGAAGUUCUUAGUGUUUGCCUGUGUGUUAAGUGCGAUCUGCUUGGAUGCACUCGUCGAUGGAGCAGCAGCACCUCCACCGGAUCUGGAAGAUGUGAGCAAAAUUGCCAACGGCGAAGCAUUUGCGCUGGAAUGCUUGAUCGAGAGUGGACUCAAGCUGGACUCGCUGGCUGCCCUCUCGGCACAGGAGCUGGACACGAAUGGCAGCAAGAUUAAGUGCUUGGUGAAAUGUUUCUUCGAGAAAACGGGCUUCAUGAACAAGGACGGCCAGCUGCAGGAGGAAACCAUCACCGAGCAGCUGUCCAAGUUUAUGCCCCGCGAGCGCAUUGAAUCGCUCGUCAAAAACUGCAACUUUCAGGAGGCGGACGCUUGCGAGACGGCAUACAAAGUGACCGAGUGCUACUUCCAGAACAAAGCCGGACUGUUUUAAGUUCGUGCGUGCCCACCUACCAACCCAGCGGAAGCUGAUGUGAUAGCGGCCACGUGUGGCUCCAGCAAGUGCAACAUGUAGGCGAAAGGCCAUGAGAGUGACAAAAUGCUGACAAAUUUUUCAAAACGUGAGCUUUUGUCACUUUUUUGAGCUUUUGUCAAAAUUUUGUAACC